GUGAAAACGAGGCAUACAGGAAAGGGACAAGAAGGCGAAGCCAAAACACACUUAUCAAAUCAAACUUUGUCACUUGUGUUUGUGGACUGGAUUUAUUUAUGUUUUAGUUAGCUAUUAUUUACACUUAACUUUUACAUAUUUGCAAUAAGGUUUUUGUAAAAUAGCAAGAUGCCUCCAAAGGAAAAGACAGCUGGUGUACACAAGAUAAUAAUGGUGGGGAGUGGGGGAGUUGGCAAAUCAGCAUUGACCUUGCAGUUUAUGUAUGACGAGUUUGUUGAAGAUUACGAACCUACGAAAGCAGACAGCUAUCGAAAAAAAGUGACAGUAGGUGGCGAGGAAUGUCAAGUUGAUAUUUUGGAUACUGCCGGCCAGGAAGACUAUGCCGCUAUUAGAGACAACUAUUUUCGUAGUGGAGAAGGAUUUUUAUGUGUAUAUAGUGUAUGCGAACCAGAAUCAUUUGCCAAUGCUACUGACUUUCGCGAACAAAUCUUACGUGUGAAAGGUGAAACGGAGGAAAAUAUACCAUUUAUACUUGUAGCGAAUAAGGUAGAUUUAGCAGAUAAACGUCAAGUGUCUAAAGAAGAUGGUGAAGCAAGAGCAAGUGAAUGGAAAGUCCCGUAUUUAGAAACAUCUGCGAAAACCAAGGAAAAUGUUGAUAAAGCGUUUCACGAUUUGAUGGAAAUUAUCCAGUCAAGAAAAAAAGAGGACAACAAGCCAGGCGCUAAAACAAACGAUAAGAAGAAGAAAAAGAAGAAGAAAUGUGUUAUUUUAUAAAUUGAAAUAUUAAAAAAUCACAUUCGAAUUCGUUAGAGUAUAUACUAUAUUUAUUACAAGGUGUGGUUCAGCUGAAAUUCUAAAUUUUUUCCUUUUAGCCAUUAAUUUUUAUAUGUGGAAAAUUUAAUUUGUAAAUGACUACGUUGCUUUACAUUUUGGCCAGCAUAACACCAAUCUUUCUUUUAGGAAGAUAAUUAUUGUGUCUUUAAAACCUUUUAUUUAAAGUUAGUUUUUUAUGCAAGAAGAAAAUGAAUAUAAAGUUUGUUUUUGGUCAACCAUAUGUUCCACAAAACUAUUGUUUUGGGAACAACUUAGAGAUACCAUGUUUAACUUUUUAAAAAACACCGAUAAUAAAAACCCAAUAUAAAAAUUAACGCAGAAAGUGUGUUAAUUGUAAAAACAAAAAUUCUUGACUCUGCUUACAACGAAAAAUAGUCAACAAAAAGUCUAAAUUAUUGGGCACCUUUGUAAUUAGGUAACAUGACUACCCCGUAACAUUUUUUAGUUGAUUAUAUGCUUUUUUCGGAGAAACUUAGGGUAAAAACUUUCGCUAAUUUGACGUUUUUUCGUAGAAUUUAGCUUUGCGAACAUUCUUUUAUAUAGGGAUAUUUUAAAUUAUAUACAUUUUGUCUCUUAAAAGUUUCUCUAAAAAAAGUAGCCAGUUGUAUGUUAUCAUUUAAUGUGAUGUUAUAUUAAAUUUUGAUUUUGGGAAUUUUUAUUCUUUAGCCUUCAAGUUCAUUCUUUUGUAUAACUUGUUUGACAAGUGGAACAGUAACUAUAGGUACUGUCCAAUAAUUGUGUAUUACAUAUGUAUAUAAUAAAAAAUAAUUCUAAAAUAAAGAGGUUCUCACUCUACACCAAAAUUUCAAGGAAAAAAAAAUAUUUUAGUCACACGAAGAGUUACGGCUGAGAUUUGGGCAAAUAAUUUAGCAACUGAUAAGGUAAAGUUGCCUGACUGAAGAUUUGGAAAGGCUUAAGCAACCAACCUCAACUUACAAAACAACUCUUGAAAAAGUCUUUUAGAAAACUGUUUUAUAAACACGUAAUGUGGGACACGAAAUCUUGUAAAAUUUGUGUAUUAUGAUCAGCAAAUAAGAAGCUUUAAGUAAAAAUUUUACUUUUAGUAACUGAGACUGAAGUAUUAAAUAAAGUCGAUUACAAAAAAUGUGUGCUAUAAUAAUUAUUGGUUAAAGUUUUUAUUUCUACUUUUUAGGGGAAUAAUCUUUUUUAUGCGCACAAAACUCUGAGAACGGAAAUUCGGUCGUCCUUUCUUACGGUCGAGACGUUUGAUUUAUAAUAAACAAAAGUAAGAAUUUUUAUUGCUUGUAUAUUCCAUCUUUGUUAUUAUGUAGAAAUAAAUUUUCCUUUAAAAUGUUUUUGUAUGCACGCCGAAUGAAAUAUUAUGAACAGAACUGUAAAAUUG
Messenger RNA from Hydractinia symbiolongicarpus, 2197 nucleotides. Its product is annotated as ras-related protein Ral-a-like. NCBI's taxonomy places the organism in Eukaryota, Metazoa, Cnidaria, Hydrozoa, Anthoathecata, Hydractiniidae. The record is from RefSeq and is a predicted model, not a curated record. Bases 169 to 774 code for a protein of 201 amino acids. Gene Ontology annotation, cellular component: plasma membrane. The transcript is spliced from 2 exons. Gene Ontology annotation, biological process: Ras protein signal transduction. Gene Ontology annotation, molecular function: GTPase activity; GTP binding; GDP binding.